This is a messenger RNA of Chelmon rostratus (copperband butterflyfish), 3015 nucleotides long. It is a transcript of the gene bsdc1, whose product is annotated as BSD domain containing 1. Gene Ontology annotation, cellular component: cytoplasm. The transcript has 11 exons. Bases 175 to 1476 code for a protein of 433 amino acids. The record is from RefSeq and is a predicted model, not a curated record. NCBI's taxonomy places the organism in Eukaryota, Metazoa, Chordata, Actinopteri, Chaetodontiformes, Chaetodontidae.
CUGGUUAGACACUAUUAAAGAUGAAUAUUUAAACAGUGAGUCCUCCCUGUCUGUGUGAACGUGAUUCUGUUUACGUCGCCGAGGGGAAGUCAUGCUGCAUCACGUGUGUGUUUAUCCACGGCCACGCAGCCGGGGUCAGAGUUCAGUAAAUACUGAUGAUGUCAUCGUCUGAAGAUGGCUGAAGGAGAAAGCUGGUGGGGAGGCUGGCUUCAGCAGAGCUUCCAGGCCGUCAAAGACAAGUCAUCUGAGGCCUUAGAGUUCAUAAAGCGAGACCUGACAGAGUUCUCCACUGUGGUGCAACAUGACACAACCUGCUCAAUUGUGGCCACAGCCACGGCUGUCAGAAACAAGCUCGCGGUGGAAGGUUCCUCUGAGACCACAGAAAAGGUGAAGAAAAGCCUGUCUAGCUUCUUAGGGGUAAUAUCAGACACGCUUGCUCCACCCCCUGAUAAAACCAUUGACUGUGAUGUCAUCACAUUGGUGGCAACACCAGCCGGAACUACAGAGGUGUACGACAGUUCUAAGGCACGGCUCUACAGUCUGCAAGCUGACCCUGCUACGUACUGCAAUGAGCCUGACGGUCCCCCAGAGCAGUUUGACAACUGGCUGUCUGGCUUCAGUUUGGAAGACAAGAAAGCCGAAAUCUCAGAGCUUUUGGUCAACAGCCCGUCUAUACGAGCCCUUUACACCAAAAUGGUGCCAGCAGCUGUAGCCCAUUCAGAAUUCUGGCAGAGGUAUUUCUACAAAGUCUUCCAGUUGGACCAGGAGGAGGCCAGGAGAGUGGCACUGAAGCAGAGAGCAGAACAGACCGCACACACAGAGACACUGGGCUGGGAAGAGGAAGAGGAGGAGGAUGACUUCCUCGGUGCCACGUCAUCAUCUCAUCUCAACUUUACACCCCAGCUGGACAACAGCUCAACCCAGCUGCCCACGAGUUUGACAGGAACAGGAGCGACUCUGCUGAGCCCCGUGCUGUCCCCCAGCGAAGAGCGCGACGCCACCCUCUCGGUUAGCAGCGACAGCGUCAGCCUGCCGACGCAGGUGGAAGUGCAGCCAGAGCCGGUUGCCAGGGAGAUGACCGAGAACCUGACAGAAGCUAUCUUGGAAGGUGUCGCAGACAAGAAGCAAGAAGAGCAGAGGCCUGGAAAGAAUGACUUAACUGCUGAGGCUCAAGUGGAAGCUGCAACCCAGCCAGAGGCUACUGUCGAUGAGGCGCCAGUGCGGCCUUCUGCCCCCGCCUCUAAACCAGAAGCAGCAAAAGAGGAGGGGCCGCAGGACCUGAGAGUGUUCGAACUUAAUUCUGACAGCGGGAAAUCUACACCCUCUAACAAUGGCAAGAAAGGAUCCAGCACCGAUGUGAGUGAAGACUGGGAGAAAGACUUUGACCUGGACAUGACAGAAGAAGAAGUCCAGAUGGCACUCUCUAAAAUCGAAGCUUCUGGAGAGAUGGACGAAGACUGGGAGAACUGGGACUGAGAGCCGCUGCAACAGGAACUCUGUCCCGCCAUUAAAGCUAGUUCUCAGCAGACGAACCAUGCUUAACGUGUUUUAACUCUUUGUCCACACUGUCACCAUGCCAUGAUUGUCAGUAGGGGAUUUUCUGCCGGGUUCGGACCAUAUUGGUAAACCUGUUGAUAAGAGCAACGGGAAGACCGAGGCAAUAAGAAUUCGACCGCUCUGUCAGCUGUCAGUUUAGUGCAGAUAGGCCACUAGCCAGAGUAAUGACUCAGGUCUUGGCUAUUUCUUGGAGUAUGUUCUGACUUAGAGAGCAUCCGACUCUAGUAAUAGGCCGAGGCUGUAAUCAUUCUGACCCUUAAAGCUUAAGGACAUGCAGUGAUAAGUCAGAAUGUGAAAGGUUUCACCGCAGCAGGGGAGCAGCUGUUUUCCCUUUUUCUUUAUGCCGUUAAAUACACCAUGUAUGUUGCGAGCGUUUUUCAAGUUGGGCAAUGACUUAACUGCAGGCUGCAAAAUAGCCAUAAACUCUAAUGCUGCUUGUCACCUUUCUAAGAUGAAAUACGCCACAAGUGAUUUUUGAAUGGUGACGAUCGAUUGAUGUAAUUCUGUGCCCCUUUCUCUCUCAUCUUUAUUAUGCAAGUGAAUCUUCAGAAUGAGAAAAUAUUUUGGCCUUCAUUCAUGAACACUUUCAUUUUGGAUUCACUCCCAACUCUAGAUAUAUGGCCUUGUAAAGCACACAGAAGUGUGAUCAUGUUCUCUAAAUGUUUUUGUUACAAGUCAGUGAUCCGAAACACAGCCAGCUAAUGUGUCAUUAUCAGUCCCCCACCCCCCCACCCCCACCCCCGAUCAUAUCAUGUGAGUCAUUCGAGUAUAUGAGCUUGUUGCGGGCUACAUGUCACUGUAUGUCACUUUAAAGCAUUUGAUUUCUUUGACUUGUUUAUCCACUCGUCUUACUCGGGUAGAGGGAACUCAUUAAAUAUCACUCAUUAAGAAAGAAGUCAUUUAACUUAAUAAAGAGAAUUCAAACUGGAUACCAGAUUCUUUGGCUUGAAAUUGAGGACGGCAUUUUGUUAUUUACUUCUGUAGGAGAAUGUGGCAAAUCUGUGAUGUUUGAGGUUUUCUGCUGGCCCAUGUUCGGAACUAAAUAGCUCAGCAGGCAGUGUGCCAAGCAGACCAAGGAGCAACAUGAGCACGCUCCACGCUUUCCUGAUUUUCUUUUCCAUCACCUGUAAUGUAUCUGAGAAAAAAUAAUCCUAGAGAUGUAAUAUUUAUACUAAAAUAAAUGCUUAAUUAUUGUAUUAUGUGCUUUGGAUUGCAUGUCUGUGCAAUAACAUGCAAAACAUAGUGCAGAUGGUUAAUGUUGAGUUGUAUGUUUUUUGGUAUAGACAUUGGCUGUUCUUCAGGUUUUUAUGUUCUGAAAAUGUGUUGCAUGUCUCCAGUUCCCAGCUGUGUAUUCCCUUCAGAUUCACACUUUGAUCGAAUCAAAGCUAUUCUGCACACGUCUGUUUUCAAAGCUGUCUAGUUCCUUUUUUUUUUUUAAAGUCAAGUAUUUCACUAUAU